This is a messenger RNA of Jaminaea rosea, 1620 nucleotides long. RefSeq lists its product as hypothetical. The transcript has a single exon. The coding region runs from base 47 to 1534 and encodes 495 amino acids. Gene Ontology annotation, biological process: mRNA splicing, via spliceosome. Gene Ontology annotation, cellular component: U2-type spliceosomal complex. The record is from RefSeq and is a predicted model, not a curated record. Lineage: Eukaryota; Fungi; Basidiomycota; Exobasidiomycetes; Microstromatales.
GUCAUCUCUACCUUCUGCCCCCUCUGUCCCUUUACACUCGCCCAAUAUGGGCGGCGACCUCAACGCCAAGAAGUCGUGGCAUCCGCUGCUCCGUGUCAACCAAGAGAAGGUCUGGAAGCAAGAAAAGGCCGCCUAUGAGGAGCGCAAGAAGCUCGAUGAGCUCCGUCGGGAACGAGACCAAGAGCGCGAGAUGCAAGAGCUGCAGCGUCUCCAAGAGGAAGCCGGGGGAAAGAAGAGGGAGGACAGGGUCGAUUGGCUCUAUGCUGCUCCUAGUGGGGCGGGGGGACAAGGGCCGAGUGAGGGGGAGUUGGAGGAGUACCUGUUGGGGAAAAAGAGGGUGGAUCAGUUUAUUCAGAAGAAGGCGAGGGAACAGCAGGCAUCGCAGCAGGCCGAGGGAGCCGCGAAGCAUAGUGCUGGAGCCUCUUCUUCUUCUUCUGGUGGUGGAUCAUUCCAAGCUCUUGGGCAGAAUGUGAAUUCAGCAGGUGACCUAGCGGCCAAGAUUCGCGAGGACCCAAUGUUCGCUAUCAAGCAGCAGGAGCAGGCUGCGUAUCAGGCGCUGCUGAAAGAUCCGACAAGAUUGAGGCAGAUGAGGAUGGCGGCGGGCCUGGACGUAGGUGACGAAGACGAUGAGAGAAGAAAGAGAAAGGAGGAUAAGAGACGGAGGAAAGACGAGAGGGAAAAGGAGAGAGAGAGGAGGCACAAUGGUGGGCAUCGUAGUCGGCGCGAGGAUGACCACGACAGGCGCAGAAGCCCCCAUCGCUACGACGAUGACGACCGGGGGGACAGGUAUCACAGCCGACGUCGCGAAGAAGAGCGAGGAGACAGGGGAGCAGGCAGCUCGAGACGAUACCCUGACGAGAGGUCUCCUCGUGUCAAUGGGCACGACAGAAGGCCACGCUCUCCACCGCCACGCCAUCUCGAUGACAGAGAAGACCACUAUCGACGAGAUCAACGCCCUCGCAACGGCCGCGAGUACGACGAUCGCCGUCCAUAUGACGGCUACCGGAAUGGCGAUUCGAGAGGCUAUCGCAGAGAAGACGAGGAUCGUCAUCGUCCUUCGUAUCGUCGCGACGAGGAGCGUCGCCGGCCCUCUCCGCCACGACAUCACGAAGAUCGCCGCCCGCCACCUCCAGCUCGGGAACGCUCUCCUCCACGUCGACCUUCACCUCCAAUCACCUCGGGCAACGACAGCAACAGCCGACCCCUCGAGCAAAGUGCCGAGGAGCGUCGCGCAGCCGCCCUUGCCCGAAUGGAAAGCAAUGCUCGAGCGAUGCGGGAGUCACGCGAGUCCUACUUGGCAAAAGCCCGCGCAGAGGAGGAAGCAGAUGCAGAGCGUGACGAGCGACUGCGCAAGGCUGCAGAGCGACGCGCUGGUGGUGCAGCUUCGAGGGACGAGGGUGGUAUGGGUCCCGACUUCCUAAUGAGGCAAAAGAGGGAGCAGGUCAUGGGUGAUGGAGGUGCGGAUGGGAGUAGUUUGGAAGAGGCAUUGCGCAGGAGGGGGAAGCAGGGACUGCAGAGGAUGGCUGAUGAGUAGCUCCCGCAACAUCGUACGAGACGUCUCGUCCUAGUCUGGGUCUUUUAUCAAGCGUACAAUUACAUCUAAAUUGUGGAGCGAACCAG